UCGCUUCCACGCAUGCGCACUCCACCUUCCAACCCGGAAGUAGCCAAUGUUUUGGUUUAGAGCGUUGUACACAUGCAUGGCUACGUUGAUUGUCAUUGUCACAUCUCUUCAGGGGAUUUUGACAAGGACAUUGAGGAGGUGAUUGAGGGUUCAAAGAAGGCUGGGUUGUUGGCGCUGUUAGCUGUGGCCGAGCAUGCUGGAGAAUUUGACAAGAUCAUUGAGCUGUCACAGAGGUUUCCAGGUUUUAUUUUCCCCUGCCUUGGAGUCCACCCUGUCCAGGAAGUGUCCCCAGAGCAGCAGAGGGGGGCUUCUGUCCAGGAUCUAGAAGCUGCUCUGCCCAUAAUAGAGAAAUACAAAGACCAGCUUGUGGCCAUUGGGGAGGUUGGUUUGGAUUUCACACCCAGAUAUGUCCACUGUGACGCUGACAAAGACGGUCAAAGGCAGGUCCUCAUUCGUCAGGCCCAGAUAGCCAAAGAACUGGAUCUCCCUUUAAAUGUUCAUUCACGGUCUGCAGGAAGACCCACCAUCCACCUCCUGAGAGAACAAGGUGUCGAGAAGGCCCUGCUUCAUGCUUUCGAUGGGAAACCAUCCGUUGCCAUGGAGGGAGUGAAGGCUGGAUAUUUCUUUUCCAUCCCGCCAUCUAUAAUACGGAGCGAACAGAAGCAGAAACUUGUGAAACAGCUGCCGCUAGAGAACAUCUGUCUGGAAACAGAUUCACCUGCUCUUGGGCCAGAAAAGCAGGUGAGAAAUGAGCCCAAAAACAUCUGUAUUUCUGCCGAAUACAUCAGUAAAAUCAAGGGAGUGUCUCUGCAGACGGUGAUGGAGGUGACGACGCAGAACGCUCUCCGACUCUUCCCGAAGCUAAAAUCUGCCAUCAGACCCUGACAAAGCCUUCAACGUUUACUUCAACAGUCUAGAAUAUCUUGAAUUACACAUCUGUGUAACUUCAUGUGGGCGUUUGAUUGAACCAAGAUGCUCCUGAAGUGUGAAUAAAUAACAAAACAAAGGUCAGAUGAGGUGUAUAACUGGACACGAGUGCUGAAAGCUCAUUUAUUUAUCUCCACUUAUUCUUAAAUAAAGAAAGAUGACUUAACAAUAUCACA
This is a messenger RNA of Acanthopagrus latus (yellowfin seabream), 1103 nucleotides long. RefSeq names its product putative deoxyribonuclease TATDN3 (gene tatdn3l). The record is from RefSeq and is a predicted model, not a curated record. Bases 73 to 885 code for a protein of 270 amino acids. The transcript has 10 exons. NCBI's taxonomy places the organism in Eukaryota, Metazoa, Chordata, Actinopteri, Spariformes, Sparidae. Gene Ontology annotation, molecular function: hydrolase activity, acting on ester bonds.